AGUCGUCGCAACCUUUCCCUUCUCCUCUUCUCUUCUCUUAAACUCUUCUACAAACAAACACCCUUUCCCCACUUUUCAAAUUCUAUAUAUAUAUAUUUAAUAACAUAAACCACACCGCCCUCCCCACACAUUCUUUCUUUCUUUCAUUCAUAAUAAUCAGACGCGUACACAGACAGAGAUGGUCCCCGGCGGUGUAGUUUUGGAUUUCCCGGCCGGUGAAACGCCGUCGUCUCCUCCAAGACUACCCCGCAGGCUCAGACGGAGGCGCGACCUUGUUCAGUCCUCCAAGACUCCCAACACUGUCGAACAAAUCCAAACCAAGCUUCGACUCGCCGAUCUUCGCCGCCAGGAACACUAUGAAAAGUUGUCAAACAAGGCCCGGACAAAGCCCAGAAGCCCCUCUCGGUCUUCUUCUCAAGAGGAAGACCUUGGCGAGCGACUGGAUGCCAAGCUCCAAGCUGCUGAGAAGAAAAGGUUGCUUAUUUUGGAAAGUGCUCAAAUGCGCUUAGCUAAGUUGGAUGAGUUGCGGCAAGCAGCUAAAAGUGAGGUAGAAAUGCGUUUUGAGAAGGAACGACAGAAGCUUGGUUCAAAAGUUGAAUUACGUUUUCAGCAGGCAGAGGCAAAUAGAAUGCUUAUGCUCAAGGCUUAUAGACAAAGAAGGGCCAACUUGAAGGAGAGGUCAUCUCAGUCAUUGUUGCGAAAGAUGGCUUGGGAGAAUAAGUACAAGGAGCGCGUGCGUGCUGCAAUUAACCAAAAACGCGCAGCUGCUGAGAAAAAGCGACUGGUACUUUUGGAAGAAGAGAAGAAGAGGGCAUAUGCCAGGACGUUGCAAGUGCAAAGAGUAGCGAAGUCUGUCUCUCACCAACGUGAGAUUGAAAGGAGAGCGAAAAGGGAUCAGUUAGAAGACCGGUUGCAGAGGGCAAAGAGACAAAGAGCAGAAUAUCUCAAGCAAAGAGGAAAGAUACAGAAUUCAUUUCAAGUCAGUUGGAAUAGGAUGCACAAACAGGCUGAUUUCCUGUCUAGAAAGUUAGCAAGGUGUUGGAGACGGUUCCACAGGCUAAAGAGAACUACGUUUGCUUUGGCAAAAGCUUACAAUACCUUGAAACUUGAGGAAAAUAGCGUCAAGUCAAUGCCGUUCGAGCAGCUUGCAAUUCUGAUUGAAUCACCUGAUACCCUUCAGACUGGGAAGGCUCUACUUGAUCGACUUGAGAAUCGGUUGAAAGUCUCCAAGACUGUAGCCUCUAUAAACUAUCCGUCCAGUAUUGAUAACAUAGAUCACCUUCUCAAACGAGUUGCUUCUCCCAAAAGGAGGACCACACCAAGGACAUCUUUGAGAAGCAGGGAGGGAAAGAAAGCCUCUUCUGUCAGGGCCACAACCAGAACUUCAGCUAAAUUAACAAGGUAUCAAGUGAGAGUGGUUCUUUGCGCUUACAUGAUUUUGAGUCAUCCAGAUGCGGUUUUCAAUGGUCAAGGAGAGCGUGAGACUUCUCUGGCCAAAUCUGCAGAAGAAUUUGUUAGAGAGUUUGAGUUGUUGGUGAAGACUAUAUUACAGGGCCCGGUCAACAGUUCUGAGGAAGAGUCUGAUUCCACAUCGCCCAAACGCUUAACCUUCAGAUCUCAGCUAGGAGCUUUUGAUAAAGCGUGGUGCUCCUACUUGAGUUGCUUUGUGGCAUGGAAGGUUAAGGAUGCCCAGUUGUUGGAGGGAGAUUUAGUGAGGGCAGCUUGCCAGAUGGAGCUGUCUAUGAUUCAAACUUGCAAGAUGACUUCAGAAGGACAUACUGCCGAUCUCACUCAUGAUAUGAAGGCUAUUCAGAAACAGGUCGCAGAAGACCAAAAGCUACUGAGGGAAAAGGUGCAACACUUAAGUGGAGAAGCUGGGAUUGAGCGCAUGACAUCUGCUUUAUCUGAAACACGGUCCAAGUAUUUUGCAGCAAAGGAAAAUGGAAGUCCAUCAGGGUUGCAAACCACACAGUUUGUUUCUCCAAGCCCUCCAAGUUCAUCAGCUGGUCCUUCUGUUUCUAGCUUAGAUAAGAAGAGUAAUCCAAGUCGUGUAGUUCGUUCCCUAUUUCAGGAAGAUGAAUCUAUUCGUCCUAAAGGAUUAGAGUCAACUGAGAUUGGAUUGAUUGUGAAUGAGUUCUCUAAGACCAAUUUGAGUGGGCAGCUCGGAUCUUCUUCCCAAAAGCCGGUCACUGAGAAUGAACUGAUUGUGAAUGAGUUUCUCCAUGAGCAAAACCAGGCUUUUGCCAAUAUUUUCAAUGCUGCCGAUGAAGAUCAAAAUAAUGUCCAGUCAAAGAUCAGAAACACUAUGGAGAAGGCUUUCUGGGAUGGCAUAAUGGAAUCUGUAAACCAGGAAGAGCCCAACUAUGACCGGAUCAUUCAACUGUUGGAGGAGGUGAGGGAUGAAAUUUGCACCAUGGCUCCACAGAGCUGGAAACAAGAAAUUGUUGAAGCAAUUGAUGUGGAUAUUCUCUCUCAGGUGCUAAAAUCUGGUAACCUGGAUAUUGAUUACCUGGGAAAGAUCCUAGAGUUUUCAAUGGUCACUUUGCGAAAGCUCUCCGCUCCUGCGAAUGAUGAUGAAAUGAUGGCCACUCUCCAGAGUUUAAGGAAAGAACUAGAUGAGAUAUGUAAUGCUAGGGACCAGUCCAACUGCCCAGGUGUCAUUGCUAUGAUCAAGGGUCUGCGUUUUGUUCUAGAGCAGAUUCAGGUGCUUAAACGUGAGAUUAGCAAAGCACGUAUAAGAAUAAUGGAGCCUUUGUUGAAGGGGCCCACUGGUUUGCAGUACCUUAGAAAUGCCUUUGCCAAUCGCUAUGGACCUGCCUCAGAUGCCAAUACCUCUCUACCAGUGGCGGUGCAGUGGCUUUCAUCCGUGUGGAAUUGCAAAGAUCAGGAGUGGCAAGAACAUAAGAUUGCUUCCUCGACUUUGAUGAGCAGUGAUAAUUUGUCUCAUGAGUUUCUUCCUUCCACCACCCUUAGAAGUGGUGGAAGCUUUCUGUUGAAAUCAAAUUCUUCAUCGCUGUCUUCUGGAAAUAGCCGAGGUAAUGUACAACCGGAAUGCAAGGGAGAAGGAGUUGAUUUGUUGGUGAGGCUCGGCUUGUUGAAGUUGGUGAGUGGUGUUUCUGGUCUGACUGAAGAGGCCCUGCCUGAAACUUUUAUGCUUAACCUUUCUAGAUUAAGGGCUGUGCAGGCUCAAAUUCAGAAAAUUAUUGUUUCUUCCCUAAGCAUUCUUAUUUGCCGGCAAACCAUAUUAAGUGAGGGGGUGAUAACAAUGCCCUCAGACAUGGAGGGCAUCCUGUCAAGAUGCAUUGAGCGACUUUUGGGGAUAUUGGACAGUGUUGAAGAUGCAGGUAUGGAAGAAAUUGUUGAAUCAAUCAGUGAUUUCUCCAUCAAUGGAAAUGAAGUUGUGGACACUGAGAAAGUUCGGUCAAGAAAGAUGGUUAUAGCCCGGAUGUUAGCAAAGAGCCUGCAAGCUGGGGAUCCCGUGUUUGAGAGGGUUUCCCGUGCUGUUUAUAUGGCUGCAAGAGGAGCGGUUCUUGGGGGGAGUGGACCUGUUGGAAGAAAAUUGGCUGAAACUGCACUCCGGCAAGUUGGAGCAGCGGUGCUGAUAGACAGUGUGGUGGAAGCUACUGAAGUUUUAGUUGUGGCUGCUACCAUAUCAGUUGGUGUUCAUGGAGCAUGGUAUAUACAUAUGACUGAUAACAUGUGAAGGGGUUUGAAAGUGACUAUCGUACAGAAUAAAUAAUAUGCACAUUUGUAUAUGGUAGUGUGUUGUGUAAGCUGUGAAUAAAGUAAGCGUAUUCUGUACAUUUCUGUAGAUGUAAGACAUUGGAUGUUAAUUCUUUCGUGUAAAUAAUGUGAGGUUUGCUUGAAAAUAAGGAAUGGGGUUUCGUUGGUGGCU
Rosa chinensis is the source of this 3895-nucleotide messenger RNA. RefSeq lists its product as uncharacterized. The transcript is spliced from 11 exons. Bases 179 to 3703 code for a protein of 1174 amino acids. NCBI's taxonomy places the organism in Eukaryota, Viridiplantae, Streptophyta, Magnoliopsida, Rosales, Rosaceae. Gene Ontology annotation, biological process: signal transduction. The record is from RefSeq and is a predicted model, not a curated record.